CAGGUAGCAGCAAGGCCGGGAGAGGAAGGGGCUGGGCCGCGGAGGAGGCGCAGUGGGGCUGCUUCACCGCCUCUGGGGCACCCGUCGGACCUCCGCCGGCUCCGCCGGGAGUGGGGAUAGCUGGAGGCUGCUCGGGACCCGGACGCAGAGUCCGCGGACCCGGCUGCGAGGCGGCCACCCGAGACGCGGCGCGCACGCUCCGGCCCGCGCAGCCCGGCCCGGCCAUGGCGGCCCCCCGCCCGCCUCCCGCGAUCUCCGUGUCGGUCUCCGCUCCGGCUUUUUACGCCCCGCAGAAGAAGUUCGGCCCAGUGGUGGCCCCAAAGCCCAAAGUGAAUCCUUUCCGGCCCGGGGAUAGCGAGCCUCCCCCUGUCGCCGGGGCCCAGCGCGCGCAGAUGGGCCGGGUGGGCGAGAUCCCCCCGCCGCCCGCGGAAGACUUUCCCCCGCCACCCCCUCCCAUCCUUGGGGAUGGCGACGACUCGGAGGGCGCUCUGGGAGGUGCCUUCCCACCUCCCCCUCCCCCUAUCGAGGAACCGUUUCCCCCUGCGCCUCUGGAGGAGGAGAUCUUCCCUUCCCCACCGCCUCCACUGGAGGAGGAGGGAGGGCCUGAGGCCGCCAUACCUCCCCCCCCACAGCCCAGGGAGAAGGUGAGCAGUAUUGAUUUGGAGAUCGACUCUCUGUCCUCACUGCUGGAUGACAUGACCAGGAAUGAUCCCUUCAAAGCCCGGGUGUCAUCUGGAUAUGUACCCCCACCAGUCGCUACUCCAUACAUUCCCAAGUCCAAUACUAAGCCUGCAACUGGGGGCACAGCACCCCUGCCUCCUUGGAAGUCCCCUUCUAGCUCCCAGCCUCUGCCCCAGGCUCAGGCUCAGCCUCUGAGCCAGACCCAGUUCCACGUGCAGCCCCAGGUCAAGCCUCAGGUCCAGCUUCACGUGCAGCCCCAGCCCCAGCCCCAGGCCCAGGCCCAGCCCCAGCCUGUGCCUUUCGCGAACACCCAGCCUCGAGGACCCCCAGCCCCAUCUCCGGCCCCAAAGUUUUCUCCAGUGGCUUCCAAGUUUACUCCUGUGGCUUCCAAGUUCAGCCCUGGAGCCCCAGGUGGACCUGGGUCACAGCCUAAUCAGAAGUUGGGGUCCCCUGAAGCUCCCUCUUCCAGUAGCACAGGCUCUCCUCAGUCCCCCAGCUUCACCUAUGCUCAGCAGAAGGAGAAGCCCCGAGUGCAGGAGAAGCAGCAUCCAGUGGCCCCACCAGCGCAAAGCCAAAAUCAGGUCCGCUCCUCUGGGGCCCCGGGACCUCUGACUCUGAAGGAGGUGGAGGAGCUGGAGCAGCUGACCCAGCAGCUGAUGCAGGACAUGGAGCACCCUCAGAGGCAGAAUGUGGCUGUCAACGAGUCCUGUGGCCGGUGUCAUCAGCCCCUGGCACGCACGCAGCCUGCAGUUCGGGCUCUGGGGCAGUUGUUCCACAUCACCUGCUUUACCUGCCACCAGUGUGAGCAGCAGCUGCAGGGACAGCAGUUCUACAGCCUGGAGGGGGCGCCCUACUGUGAGGGCUGCUAUACCGACACCCUGGAGAAGUGCAACACCUGCGGGCAGCCCAUCACUGACCGCAUGCUGAGGGCCACCGGCAAAGCCUACCACCCGCAGUGCUUCACCUGUGUGGUCUGCUCCUGCCCGCUGGAGGGCACCUCCUUCAUUGUGGAUCAGGCCAACCGGCCCCACUGUGUACCCGACUACCACAAGCAGUACGCCCCCAGGUGCUCGGUCUGCGAAGGGCCCAUCAUGCCUGAGCCUGGCCGCGAGGAGACCGUGCGAGUGGUCGCUCUGGAUAAGAACUUCCACAUGAAGUGCUACAAGUGUGAGGACUGCGGGAAGCCACUGUCCAUUGAGGCGGAUGACAACGGCUGCUUCCCCCUGGAUGGCCACGUGCUCUGCCGGAAGUGCCACACUGCCAGAGCCCAGACCUGAGUGGGCACCGGCGAGUCCGUUCCUUCCCCAUUAGCGGACCAUCCACACUGAGACCACCCUGCCCUCCACCUGCCCUGCCCCCCUUCAGUUAUCUUCUGAUGUUCAGCCUCUCCUUCCACACCAGCCCCUGCCCCGUAUCCCAGGUGUCCUGUGCAAAGCCCCGACAUGGCCUAGGGCUGCAGCGUCCCAGCUCUGGGUUUCCAGUCCACCCCCGUCCUGCAGGGACCACCCCCCCCCCCAGGUGUGCCCCACCUGAGGGGGCACCAGGUUGAGCGCUGCUGCUUUCACUGCUGCACCGAUGCCCUUGGCUGGUCCCCUAGCAGUCGUGCAUUCUGCUUGCUGAGGGCCUGGAGACCCCCUGACUCGGGGAGGCUGGGCUGGGCUGGGCUGGGCUGGGCUGACUGGCCUGGACACCCCCACCCACCCCCAUGCUGCCGGGUUGUGGCUACAGCUACAGAUAAAAAAAAAAAAAACACCUGUUUUCCAGAAUUCUCAGGAAUCUUUCUUGUGUGUACAGCCCUCACGGGUGGGAUGGAGGAGAUACAGGGAUAAAAAAGCCCGGGGUAAAGGUGAAAACUCCAUUCCUGUUUAUUUACAAAAAUAUAUAUGUAUAUGUAUAUAUAUUAAACCCUCCCCCAAGUC
Molecule: messenger RNA, 2600 nt
Organism: Leopardus geoffroyi (Geoffroy's cat)
Lineage: Eukaryota; Metazoa; Chordata; Mammalia; Carnivora; Felidae
Gene: ZYX
Product: zyxin
Exons: 11
Coding region: 225-1958 (577 amino acids)
Biological process (GO): integrin-mediated signaling pathway; transforming growth factor beta receptor signaling pathway
Source: RefSeq, a predicted model, not a curated record